Molecule: messenger RNA, 7108 nt
Organism: Calidris pugnax (ruff)
Lineage: Eukaryota; Metazoa; Chordata; Aves; Charadriiformes; Scolopacidae
Gene: ADAMTS17
Product: ADAM metallopeptidase with thrombospondin type 1 motif 17
Exons: 24
Coding region: 64-3495 (1143 amino acids)
Biological process (GO): extracellular matrix organization; proteolysis
Cellular component (GO): extracellular matrix
Molecular function (GO): metalloendopeptidase activity
Source: RefSeq, a predicted model, not a curated record
GGCUCAGUCCGGGCCGCGCUGCCGCCGCCGCCGCUCCGCGCUGGGCCCCGCCGCUGCCAUAAAAUGUUUGACGGCUGCCUCCUGCCUCUGAUGUUUGCCUGCCUGCUGCUUUGGGGACUGGACGCCGGCACAGCUGGCGGAGCGGAGCUGGAAGUGGUGAUCCCGGAGCGAGUGGCGCUGGAGAAGAUCCACCUGCUGCCGCCCGCCCGGCGAGGGGAUCGCGGCGGCCCCCGGCGCCGGCGGGCGCUACCGCGGCAGCGGGCGGAGGAGGAGGAGGAGGAGGAGGAGGCCCUGCUGCUCCGUCUGCCCGCCGCCGGCUCCGAGCUCUACCUGCACCUCCGCCGCGACCUGCGCUUCCUCGCCCGGGGCUUCGUGGUGGAGCAGCGGCGCGGGGAGGGGCGGCGGGCGCCCGGCCCCCGGCGGCCCCCGGCGGAGCGGCUCUGCUUCUACACGGGACACGUGCUGAACCGCAGCGACUCCUUCGCCUCCCUCAGCACCUGCGCCGGGCUGGUUGGCUAUAUCCAACUAGGAUCAGAGCAGAUGCUAAUACAACCAGUGAAUACAUCAGAGACCUCAUUUAGUGGAAAAGAACACUUCAUCAGGCGGAGAAGAUCCACAAAAUCAAGCCAUCCCAUGAAGUCGCACAUUCCUGAUGAGCACUGCAAGGUUGUAGCAGAAAAGAAGAGACAAAAGAAAAUGAAAUCAACCAGUGACUGGAGGGAGAGAAGAAAUGCCAUUCGACUUACCAACGAGUACACAGUAGAAACUCUGGUGGUGGCAGAUGCUGAUAUGGUCCAAUAUCACGGUGCGGAGGCUGCCCAACGGUUCAUCCUCACAGUUAUGAAUAUGGUGUACAACAUGUUUCAACAUCAAAGUCUUGGAAUUAAAGUCAGCAUUCGAGUGACCAAACUAGUCCUGCUCCGCAACCGUCCUGCAAAGCUGUCUAUUGGCCAUCAUGGAGAAAGAUCUCUGGAGAGCUUUUGUCAAUGGCAAAAUGAAGAAUAUGGUGGGGCAAAAUACCUUGGUAACAACCAGGUUCCUGGUGCGAGGGAUGACACCCCUCCUGUGGAUGCUGCUGUUUUUGUAACCAGGACAGAUUUCUGCGUACACAAAGACGAGCCUUGUGACACUGUGGGAAUUGCUUACCUGGGAGGUGUCUGCAGCGCCAAGAGAAAGUGUGUUCUUGCUGAGGACAACGGUCUCAACCUGGCAUUUACAAUUGCACAUGAACUUGGGCACAACAUGGGAAUGAGCCAUGAUGACGAUCAUCAACCCUGUGCAGGGAGGUCUCAUAUUAUGUCUGGAGAAUGGGUGAAAGGCAGGAACCCAAGUGACCUUUCCUGGUCUUCGUGCAGCCGAGACGACCUUGAAAACUUCCUAAAGUCCAAGGUCAGCACCUGUUUGCUGGUAACAGACCCCCGAAGCCAAUACGCGGUGCGGCUCCCUCACAAGCUGCCUGGAAUGCACUACAGUGCUGAUGAACAGUGCCAGAUCCUUUUUGGGACCAAUGCUACAUUCUGUAAGAAUAUGGAGCAUUUGAUGUGUGCUGGGCUCUGGUGCCUGGUGGAAGGAGAUACAUCCUGUAAAACAAAGUUGGACCCCCCUCUGGAUGGCACUGAAUGUGGCGCAGACAAGUGGUGCCGAGCUGGGGAGUGUGUCAGUAAAACUCCCAUCCCUGAGCACGUUGAUGGAGACUGGAGCAUGUGGAGCCAGUGGAGCAUGUGCAGCCGGACCUGCGGCACGGGAGUGCGAUUCCGGCAGCGGAAAUGCGACAAUCCCCCCCCGGGACCAGGCGGGAAGAAUUGCCGGGGAGCCAGCGUGGAGCACACUGUGUGUGAGAACUUACCCUGCCCUAAAGGUGUGCCAAGCUUCAGGGACCAACAGUGCCAGGCCCACGACAGAUACACCAACAAGAAAAAAAGCCUCCUGACAGCUGUCAUCAUUGAUGAUAAGCCAUGUGAGCUCUUCUGCUCUCCACUGGGGAAGGAUUCCCCUGUGUUGGUGACAGACAGAGUCCUCGAUGGUACUCCGUGUGGGCCUUACGAGACCGACCUCUGUGUACACGGCAAGUGCCAGAAAAUUGGCUGCGAUGGAAUCAUUGGCUCAGCUGCCAAAGAGGAUCGCUGUGGAAUCUGCAGUGGUGAUGGCAAAACCUGUAAAGUGGUGAAAGGCGACUUCAACCACACCAAGGGGAUGGUAACCAAUAGUCAUUGUAAGAAGGUUUCCACAUGUGUGAUGGCAAAGGCAAAGGCUGUUCCCAAGUGUUUCUCGUGUUACAUCGAAGCAGCUGUGAUCCCUGCAGGUGCCCGGCGGAUCCGAGUGGUUGAGGAUAAACCUGCUCACAGUUUUCUGGCUUUAAAAGAUUCCAGUAAGAGAUCCAUUAACAGCGACUGGAAAAUUGAGCUUCCUGGUGAGUUUCAGAUCGCAGGCACUACUGUCCGGUACGUGCGAAGGGGUCUGUGGGAGAAAAUCUCUGCCAAAGGACCAACUAAAAUACCACUGCACUUGAUGGUGCUGCUAUUUCAUGACCAGAAUUAUGGAAUUCAUUAUGAAUACACCAUUCCUGUAAACUAUACUGCUGAAAACAGAAGCGAGCCAGAAAAGCAACAGGAUUCCUUGUACAUCUGGACGCACAGCGGAUGGGAAGGGUGCAGCGUGCAGUGUGGAGGAGGUGAACGGAAAACCAUUGUGUCCUGUACUCGAAUUAUUAACAAGACCAUGACACUGGUGAAUGAUAGUGACUGCCAACGAGCGAAUCGCCCCGAGCCCCAGGUCAGGAAAUGUAACACACACCCCUGCCAGUCACGGUGGGUGACUGGCCAUUGGAGUCCCUGCUCUGCUACUUGUGAGAAAGGUGUCCAGCACCGGGAAGUGACUUGUGUUUAUCAGCUGCAAAAUGGCACCUACGUUAACACAAGAGACCUCUACUGCCUUGGCAACAAACCAACAACGGUGCAAAGCUGUGAAGGACGGGACUGCCUUUCUAUCUGGGAAGCAUCAGAGUGGUCAAAGUGCUCAGCAGACUGUGGCAAGGGGAUUCAGAAAAGAACAGUGACGUGCACAAAUUCUCAAGGAAAAUGUGAUGCAGCCACCAGGCCAAGAGAUGAGGAAGAGUGUGAGGAUCACACAGGCUGUUACGAAUGGAAAACGGGCGAUUGGUCGAAGUGCUCCUCAACCUGUGGGAAGGGCCUCCAGUCACGCGUGGUCCAGUGUAUGCACAAAGUCACCGGGCGCCACGGCAAUGAGUGUCCUGUCCUGUCCAAGCCAGCGGCCUACAGGCAGUGCCACCAAGAGGUCUGCAAUGAGAAGAUAAACGUCAACACAAUUACCUCGCCCAGACUUGCUGCUCUCACGUACAAGUGCACAGGAGACCAGUGGACAGUGUACUGCAGGGUGAUCCGGGAGAAGAAUCUGUGCCAAGACAUGCGGUGGUAUCAGCGCUGUUGCCAGACUUGCAGAGACUUUUAUGCAAACAAGAUGCAGCAGAAGAGUUAAUGAACCUGUGCUACUUCUCUAGGGUAUUACAGCUAUUUGUAUGUAAAUCACGGACUAGUAGGUCUGAGUACUGGAACUUCAUGAGUUGCUACAAUGUGGUGGAUUCCAAAGCAUACCUAAUAAGACUUGAAACUAAUUCUACAGACUGGAUACCAAAGUAAUCCACUCAUCCACCUUAAAAAAAAAAAAAAGCAAACAAAAAAAAAACCAAACAGAAAGAGUCAUCUCAAGGAGCAAAUCAUUUUAUCAUAUUUUGACAUCCUUACGUUUUUCAUUAAUGCUUUUUACUUUAAUAUAUUAAAUCACCAGCCACUGGAUGGCUUGCUACCAUUACAGGACAAGAGUUGCAAAGUGAUUACAGUGACUAAGGUUAUGGGUACCUCCAUGGAGGAAGGCCUCUGGCAAAAUAAUUCAGCAAAGGUAGAGACAUUACUUAAUCUUUUAAUCUUGGCUUUCAUCUGGUGUUUUCAAUUCCCAGCAGUUAUCCCACUGUGGAGUGGGCUUGGAGUGACACAUAAAUGAAAGGCUUAAUUUAAAGAGAGGAUUUGCUGUAAAAGCUUGUGAAAACUGAUAGCAGAGAAUGGACAUCUCUGAAAUUCCUGCAGAAAACUCAGUACAAUUAUAUCCAACAUUCCAAGUCAUACUUUUAGAGCAACUAAUAGGGACUGCUCUUCUUUCUGAUUUAAAAUAAUGAUCUUCUCUCUCUUUUCCCCAGAAUAAUAUCGUUUCUUUUAUGAAACUUAAUUUUUAUCUGAGCUUAAUGAAAUGGAAGCUUAUUAACAGCAGUAGAUAGUUAUUUUUAAGCAAGAACCAUUUACAUGAGAUGUGAGAAGCCAGAAAUCAUUUCAUCCAGUAGAGCUUACUGAGGGAUUGUUCAGCCUAAUCUCUCUCCAGUUUUUAGAAGUCAAUCAGAUAAUGAGACUGAAUGUGGUUUAUUUAAGAGGACCAUGAAACUGGAUAGGGCUGGUACAGAAACAGGAUUUGGAAGAGCCUUUGAGUGAAGGACGGAGUGGAGAGCAGAACAGGGGUUUCCUAUCUCUUGGCUCCUGCAUACAUCUGAGGUUAUGUAGCCUUUUGAGUCAAAAGUAGUCAGGGAUACAAGACAUUCAAGGUGUUAUCUUGAGCUUGUUGAAGCCAUAAGGCUAAGCCUGUCAUUGCCUUCAGUAAGGGUUAGGAUUUUACUGACUGUAUUUUAAUGUUUCCUGUCUUACUUCAGUGGUGCUAUCAGGUUUGGUGCUAUCAGAUUGGUGCUAUCAGAGCACUUAGCAAGUGCUGCGUACAUGAUCCUCCCUUCCACGUCUCUGCACUUUAAACCAAACUCCUCUCCGAGAUGUGAGACUUGAAACGGGAGCUCUACCCAGGGCAGAGUUUGUCCCCUCCGUUAGUCCUACAGAUCAAUGUCUCUCUAUCAUAUCUUGCUCCAACACGGAUCGUUUUCCUUGCCAGGGUCCAAGGCCAGUUGUGCAGUGGUUAAGUUACAGCCCACUCCUCAUGACACGAACAGAGCCGUUUGGAUGAAUUGCAGCUUUGUACUCGCUCUAGACCUGCGCGUUACUGUUUUAUUCUUUGGAGAUGAGCACGGAACGAACCCCAGGUACUGCCCCCAGCCCCUGGGCCAGUCUGGGUCCCAGCUCAUACCUGUCCUCAAGUCGUCUUUGUUGCUGUUGCCUCUUUUUUGGCAACGCAAGGAGGAAUAAAGACUCUUAGUACCUAACAUAUCUUUAAAGCAAUUUUUUCUUCCUUAUUACAAUCCUUUCAAUAUCCAGAACCCCACUGGAAUAACUCAUUAGCAUUUUAUUAAGGGCUAAGUUUUUCCAAGCACAAGGAGCUAAUGUUCAUCAACAGACUGUGUGGGCUUCACACUCAAUCUGUGAAUGGUAGUGCAAAUGGGCGCGUGUGCACACAAGGGCUGGCCUGUGUGCACAAAGGCACAUUUGCACACAAUUUUUUUCUCAAGUGCCUGUCUCAAACGGAUCUGCUUUCCAGUGCCCCAGAUGAUUUUCUCUAUCAGGGAAAUGAUUCCAACUUGGUUUUUUUUUGUUAUACUGGCUGUUCUUUUGGCAUCUUGUAGUCAGGAUCAGACCUCCUUCUUCUGUUAUUACCACCCUGUAGCCCAAACGCGGAGGUUGUGUAAUUACUUAGCAAGUAAUCAGUGGAAAAUGCUGCUGGCAGGGGGGACAGGGAAGAUGUAGCCAAUGCCACAGUGAUACCCUGUACAGCAGGGCUGCGACUGUCCUUGCUGCCACCACACCACCUCCCAGCAGUUUGACUGAGAUGGGUCCCCUUAGUCCUUCGCUUGUUUGGAGUUCACUGUUUUUCUUUUAACGGGCAACUCUUGCCCAUGAAGUGGCCCGGCCUGAUGAAAUGCCACCCCCUUCCUGAUCAUUUUUGGCAUUACUAAUACUCACGUUGGGCUGUUGAAGGAUUUGCCGUCGCCCUUCUCUCUUAUCUUGGAAGACUAGUAUGUGCAUUUAUUAUUAAUGGGAAUCAAAGGUGCUUUUAAAUAGCAGGGCUCGUUUUUCCUCCCGGUGCUGAUCUGUCACCCUCUCUAGGCAAAAUGUGGGCUCCUAGAAAGGUGCAUAGGAGAGGAAGGAUUUUAAUUCUUAUGGUUUUCACUAAUAAUUCACUACUGGCCACUGUCCAGAACAGGAUACUAGGGUAGCUAGACCUGUGGCCUGUCCCAGUAUGCUAGGUCAUGGACUUAAAGACACUUGAGUCCAAGUUCUCGGUCCUACCUAAGAAAACGAAUUUACAAGGAAUUCUUUGAAAUGUCUGAGCACUGAAAAAAAGCCUUCACUUGCUCUCACAGCCCACAGAUUAGCGUGCAUCAUCCUUUUUCUUUUUUAUAAUCAGAAACCAACAUUAAUUAAAAACUGAUGGCACAACACAGCUCCACUUUAUUACAUUCUCUUACUUCAUAUGGUGACAAUCUUCCCAUUUUAUAAUAGCCAGAAAAAUAACAAUAAUAAAAAAAGUUUAAUUCUGUUCAAUACUCCUGCACUUCUGUUUUAUUUUAUAGGAGCUUUACUAUGAAUUUACAGCUAUGCUCUGCCCUCAGUUACUACAUACUGGUGAAAAGAAAGCUGUUUGUUUCCAUGUAUCUAUGACAAUACUUCUUUUAGUUGUUCGUAAGAGAUUGACGCUCUUUUGAUUACAGUGGUGGUAUUUCCAUAUUGUAAACAAUACUCUGUACUGUUACUAAAGUACUGUACAUUUCUAGUUGCACAAUGGUGUUAUUGAGUGUAGAUUCUCACUAUCUCAUGUAUGGUGCUAUUUUUUGUUGGUGGAAAAGAAUCUUAGCAGUCGAUUAUUGCUUGAUAUUUUAUUAUAAUACAGGGAUAUAUUCUCCAUGGCAAUAAUAUCAUUUAAGUUUUUCAUUACAGAGUGAAAUGUAUAUAUUUUUCCAUUAGCUAAUUUGCAUAUGUACUGUAUCCAUGGUAAUUUUCUUUUUGGUGCUGGUUAUAAAUAGAAAAGAUAAAAACAGUCAAACUGAAUGGAACCAGUUGUACAUGAAAACCCAAAAAAAAAAAAAAAAAAAAAAAAGAGGAUCAUUCCAUUUUGAAAAAAUUGAGUAUGUUGAAUAAUAAAUUUAUUUUUUCCAUUACAACUUUAA